Molecule: messenger RNA, 2531 nt
Organism: Sturnus vulgaris (Common starling)
Lineage: Eukaryota; Metazoa; Chordata; Aves; Passeriformes; Sturnidae
Source: RefSeq, a predicted model, not a curated record
AAAUCAAAUGCUCUUUUUCUCCAACAUGUAGGUUCCAUCUGCUUAGAGGGUUGCAGAGGCUGCCAUUGUUUGUGUAAAGCCAAGGUCAAUUGUGCUGUUCUGUUUGGGUGUAGAGGAUGGCAAUUUAUGUGCUGUGGAAUUUUUUUAGAUCACUGGAUGUGUUAAGCAGUUCUACAACGUCUAGAUAAGGGUCAUUUUGCUGGUAGGAGCCUUUAGUGGCCUUUUUUGUGUUUUAGUGACAACAUUCUGGCGAGGUUCCUGUUUUAGCUCCUUACUGAUGAAUGUUUUUUACUUGUCAAGUUUGAUUUUUCUCAAAAUGCUGUCAUAAGUGUGUGUUAGUAAAUUGGAUGUUUAUGGAUAUUUGAGUAACAGGCUGUUCCUGGAGGGAAUGAGCCUUGGGCCUUCCUGCUGUAUGAAGUAUUCACGUAAUUCUGCAGACUUCAUUAAAGACACUUACUUUUACUCCUUUGAUUUCUUUUUCAAACUAUUUGGUAGGUGAUACUAGAUUUUGGGAAAUGUAACCAUGAUAAGGACUUCAAGAUCACAUAUAUCUGUACAUUGUUGCUGGUUUUUGUAAAAUGCAGAGCUUGUGAUGGAAAUUAGAUAGUUGAAUAGAAGCAGUAAAAGCUGUCUUUUGAAAGCAAAUCCAACUGGCUACUUGAAUGAAAUCUGAAUACUAAAAUUCCUUUAGCUGGUGGUAAAAUUCUGUAAGUUAAUCUUUAACUCUUGCUUGUACUAGAAACAUAUCUAUGUCCCCCAGACAGCUGUGGGAGCUGUUUGAAAAAGCCAUGCAGUGCAAAGAGAAGUAUAGCUGAGCCUGGCUACAUCCCAGUCCUGAGAGUCCUGGCAGGCUUGUAGCUGCAGGGAAAGGGAUUUCAGCAUUUGGAACAAGGAACAAGGAAGUGGCUGGCUAGUAGGACUUGGGAUGAAGAGUCACAUGCAUUUCAGCAUCUCUCAGCUGACAGCUUAGAGCCAAGACAUAAUCAGCCAAACUGAACCAAGAGGAAAGAGAAUAUUUGAGAAGGCUUCCAGCAUCUCAUGAACGAACUAAGGGAACCCGAUAAUGCUGGUUCUCCAGAGCCAGGUCUGCGGCUCAGAAAAGGACACAUGUCUGACACUGCAACAACACAGGCAGCCUUUGAAGAGGACAGCUCUCAACAGAGCCUUCUUCUAGAGGAACCACUACUGUCUUCUGACCAGGAAAAUUGUUCUGAGGAUGAUAAACACAACGAUGAGCCACCUCAAGAAGAUGAAGGUUUUAUGGGAAUGUCACCUCUUCUACAAGCCCACCAUGCUAUGGAGAGAAUGGAAGAAUUUGUGUGUAAGGUAUGGGAGGGCCGCUGGAGAGUCAUUCCCCACGACGUUCUGCCUGACUGGCUGAAGGACAAUGACUACCUGCUGCAUGGACACAGACCACCCAUGCCUUCCUUCCGGGCUUGUUUCAAGAGCAUCUUCAGAAUACACACAGAAACUGGCAACAUCUGGACACAUCUCUUAGGAUGUGUGUUCUUCCUUUGUCUGGGAAUCUUCUACAUGUUCCGGCCAAACAUGUCCUUUGUAGCACCUGUGCAGGAGAAAGUGGUCGUUGGAUUGUUCUUCUUGGGAGCCAUACUCUGCCUCUCCUUCUCAUGGCUCUUCCACACAGUUUAUUGCCACUCAGAAGGUGUUUCCCGGCUCUUCUCCAAGCUGGAUUAUUCUGGCAUUGCACUCCUCAUAAUGGGCAGCUUUGUACCAUGGUUGUACUACUCCUUCUAUUGCAACCCUCAGCCUUGCUUCAUCUACUUGAUUGUGAUUUGUGUCCUGGGCAUUGCAGCCAUAAUUGUCUCACAAUGGGACAUGUUUGCCACCCCUGAAUACCGGGGUGUAAGGGCAGGAGUAUUUCUAGGUCUGGGUCUUAGUGGGGUAAUUCCCACUCUGCACUUUGUCAUCUCUGAGGGGCUCCUGAAGGCAGCCACCAUGGGGCAGAUAGGCUGGCUGGCACUCAUGGCAUGCCUGUACAUCACUGGUGCUGCACUCUAUGCUGCCCGCAUCCCGGAGAGAUUCUUCCCUGGCAAGUGUGACAUCUGGUUCCACUCCCAUCAGCUGUUCCACGUGUUUGUCGUGGCUGGCGCUUUCGUGCACUUCCACGGGGUCUCCAACCUGCAGGAAUUCCGCUUCACAGUCGGAGGGGGCUGCUCAGAGGAGGAUGGGAUGCAGUAGGGGCAGCUGCAGCCCGAGAGCAGAACCAAAAGAGAGCCCCGGCACGGGUGAAGCAUCCAGGCCUAGCAAAAGGAAUACCUAAGAAGAAUCCAAGUUUCAGCUGAUGAGGCAUGGAGCUUCAUGGGGAUUCUGACUAAUCAAGAUAAAUUCUAUACCUCAAGCAAUGGAAUAAAUCAAUUUGAAGACCAGGAAAUUCUGAAAACCUAAUUUAUUCUUGGGAUCUACAGAUUGAGCUACAGAGGACCCUUUCCAAAUCGGCUUCUGUUCAAUGCCAUAUUUAUUUGUAGAAUUGGGGAGGGAUAGCUUAGCAGUUUCCUUUUUUUUAAAAAAAA